AUCAGCUUUUUGUUUUCAUCAAGCCUUUUUUGGUUAAAAAAUCGGGGAGGAACAUACAUUGAUCGCUGGGGAAGGAAACGGCGGAGAAGCGGGUGUUAUGGACGGUACGGACACUGAAAUGAUGGAAACAGAGGCAGCCGUACAGCAGCAGCAGCCGGAGCAAAACGACGUAGCGAGAGACCUGCUCUCAAUGGCUCGUCAACUCAUCAGUCAAGGCAAACCCUCUCAGGCACUCCAAGCGGUGAUUAUGGCAACAAGAACUGGUGGUGGGGAUGAUGCUGUAUUUCAGUCCCUGCAUCGUGCUCGUGAACUCUACAGAAGUAGAAUGCAAGAAAGAACUGCAGUUGAUGAUUUGGCUGCAUUGUUUGCUGAGUGUGCAAUAGCUGAAGCUGAGCCUUCAAAAUCUGAAUCAUUACAAUCCAACCCUGGUGGUCCAUCAAUUGUAUCAGAUCCUCAUGGAACUUCUAUACUCGCUGAAACAGGCAGGACACAAAUUGUGCUAGAUGCAUUCUCUGAUGGGAGCAGCUUUAUCUGUUUAAAGUGCGGGGGCCUAGUCAGUAACCAUCGCAAAGAUGAGCAUUAUGCAUACUGGUGUAGCAAUAUGUAACAUGUUAAUUCAUGGCAUCAAUGGAAAAUCAAAAUGCUUGCUCACCUGAGCUCUACGUACACAGCAUUUGACUGUUGUGCUUUCUAUUCUAGCACAUGUUGCUGUUACUGAAGCCAAUAGGGUCAAGGCAGCUAGCAAAUUUUGAAUGCCAAAUAUACAAAGAAAUCUUGCGUCAGUUUGAAGAAAAUCUUUCCCCAUUCUAAGUGUUGUUUAGAAUAAGCGUAUUUUACACCUUUGCCAACUUGAGUUUUUGUAUUACAAAAAUUGAAGAUGAUCUGUUCAGGUGAACAGUGAUGUGUCAAAGGAUUGUAUAUGUUUCAUUGGUUCAAUGCUGAUGUAAUUUCUGAUUUUUUAUCCCGACUUUAGCACUGGAAAUGUUUAUGUUAUAAGCACUUAUGCUUGCAUUGUAAAUUCUUUUGAAGUUGUUUUACCAUCCCACGGUGUGCUAUGUUGGUUUUGUAUGAGCGAGCUGCAGUUACCCCAAGAACAUCCGGGGUAUGGGAAGCAAAGAGAGGAGAUGCAUAAAAAUCUUUGCUUUCUUGUAUAAUAAUGCUUGAAAUACUACACAAUUCAAACUUUCAACAAAAAAAUCUUAACAAUGUACUUACACUCAAUACAAUACUGAGACAAAGGAGCCCAAAGAUUACAAAUUGGGGUAAAAUGAAGUAGUAGAUAUCAC
Rubroshorea leprosula is the source of this 1286-nucleotide messenger RNA. NCBI's taxonomy places the organism in Eukaryota, Viridiplantae, Streptophyta, Magnoliopsida, Malvales, Dipterocarpaceae. The record is from the annotation of a GenBank genome assembly.